CCGGGCGCGGGCCGGCCCAGCGUGGCGGUGCGGCAGGUGCCGCCGGCGGGGCGGAACAUGGCGCUGGGUGCCGGGGUAGCGCGGCGGCUGCCGCACCUGCCGGCCGGGGGCUGCCUCCCCCUGCUGCUGCUCCUCCUCCUCUGCGGACAGCUCGGGGGAGGACAGAAGAAGAAGGAGAAUCUUCUGGCUGAGAAAGUGGAACAGCUGAUGGAGUGGAGCUCAAGGCGUUCAGUCAUCCGCAUGAACGGAGAUAAAUUUCGAAGAUUUGUGAAGGCUCCACCUCGUAACUACUCUGUGAUAGUGAUGUUCACUGCUCUGCAGCCACAGCGGCAGUGCUCUGUUUGCAGGCAAGCUAAUGAGGAAUAUCAAGUGCUGGCUAAUUCAUGGCGCUAUUCAUCUGCUUUUUCAAACAAACUGUUUUUCACAAUAGUGGAUUAUGACGAAGGGGCAGAUGUUUUUCAGCAGCUGAAUAUGAACUCUGCUCCGACUUUCAUGCAUUUUCCUCCGAAGGGUAAACCCAAGAGAGCUGACACAUUUGACCUGCAGAGAAUUGGAUUUGCAGCUGAACAGCUAGCUAAAUGGAUAGCUGACAGAACAGAUGUUCAUAUUAGAGUGUUCAGGCCUCCUAACUAUUCUGGUACAAUUGCACUGGCUCUUCUGGUAUCCCUUGUUGGUGGCUUGUUAUAUCUGCGAAGAAAUAAUCUAGAGUUCAUCUACAACAAAACUGGCUGGGCCAUGGCAGCUCUGUGCGUUGUAUUUGCUAUGACAUCUGGUCAGAUGUGGAAUCACAUCCGUGGACCACCGUAUGCACAUAAAAAUCCUCAGAAUGGACAAGUGGAAGAUACAGUAGAAGAUGACAUAAGGACUAAAUUAAAAGUUCUCUAUCCUCAGGUUCUGGGAUCUUUGCCAUGGAGGUGGCCGCUGAAAGUCUGCUGAGCUGCCUCAGGUGCAUUGGACUGAUCCUGUUUGAUCCUGAAACCUUGUGCACCCUGUGCCACCCUAGUGCCACCCAUCACAGAAGCCUCUUCGAGAUCUGAUUGACAUGGACACGGACUGGCAUCCUCUCUUUUCCUAUAUGGCCUCCAUAGAGACUUUGGAUCCUGUGGAGCUGCUGGACAAGGACUGACUGAAGCAGUGUGAUGCUGAGAGCCAGUGGACUGUUAAUCAUGGACUCAGAGGAAUUGUUUGCUACGGCUCAGUUUUAUGUAUGGUAGCCAUUGUGACCUCUGUGGGGAAAGGGCACGUUGUUUGGGGGUUGUGCUUUUGGGACAGAACUUUUGGGGUUCAGAAUUUUCAAUUGAGUGGUAAAAUUUUUCUUGGAAUGCUCCUGCCUUUUGCACCGUAUAUUCCCUUGUAUCUUAUAAAAAUUUAAAAAUAUGAGGGUGUUGGUUGAAUUAUGUUAGACUAUGCUCGAGAUAUUUUGAGCAGGUUACUGCAAGGGGUUCAGGGUGAAACCCUGGGUAGCAAAGGCAGAAUCAGACCAACAUGUAGCCCUCACACCGUCACCUAAAUGAAGGUCGGUGAACUUUAUACAGGUUUUUUUUUCUCUCUUUUUUCCUGUCAUAGAAUUGUUCAUUUUUCUUUUUUUGUUUUCUUUUUAAUAUACUUAAAAGGGUGAGAUGUUGCCAUGAAUUUUCCUGGUUUGCUGAGCGUUCAUAUUAAAGGAGAAACGUGCAGUUUCUCACGCUGGUGAAUUGUAAACACAGGACCAUGUUUUGUAAAUAUUGGCAAUGUUAUGAAUACUUUCUCCAAGACAAGGGGAGGUUGAAUGACAGCCUCCUGGACCAAUGUGACAGGAGAGGUGGCGAUACCCUUCUCCAAUCCAUGGUCACCUUGACACAGAUAUAUAAUGGAAAAAUAAACUAAGGGCAGGGGCUUCUGCCCUGCUGCUCUUGUUGCACCCAGAUCUGUGUCCCCAGUCUGUGU
This is a messenger RNA of Prinia subflava (tawny-flanked prinia), 1926 nucleotides long. RefSeq names its product tumor suppressor candidate 3 (gene TUSC3). Gene Ontology annotation, cellular component: oligosaccharyltransferase complex. The coding region runs from base 58 to 936 and encodes 292 amino acids. Lineage: Eukaryota; Metazoa; Chordata; Aves; Passeriformes; Cisticolidae. The record is from RefSeq and is a predicted model, not a curated record. The transcript is spliced from 8 exons.